GAGAGAGGGACAUGGACAGGGCGCGAGGCGACCGACGGCGCGAGGACGAUCGCGCAGAGCCACCACGGACGCGCGGCGAUAGGAGCAUAAGAGGAGAGUUUGACCGGCCGGAUCGAGACCGACAGCAACGAGACCGAGACGGCCGCAGCAUCACAGAAUCCCCACGCCGCUCAGUCAGCCCUAGGCGGCCUCUCGACAAAGAUGGCAACGGCAACGGCAACGGCGACGGCGACGGGCACCCGCAACUCCCGACCCGCUCGAAACCCAUCAACGGCAGCACGGGCGGUUCCGGCGCCGCGCCGGCGGCGCCCGUCUCAUUCAAGGUAAAGGGUAGGGACGGCAGUCACGGUCCCGAGGCGCGGAAUCAGUCGACGUCAACGUCGACACGGGAGAACAGCCAGGAGCAGCAGCAGCAGCAGCAACAACAACAACAACACGAACGCGAAGAGAAUGAACGGCAGCAGUCUAGAGGCCGCUUCGACGCCGAACCCAUGGAUGAAGACGAGGAGGAGGACGUUGUGGUCGAGGAUGACGGCCUGGACGACAUGGCGGCCAUGAUGGGCUUCGGCGGGUUCGGGUCCACCAAGGGGAAGAAGGUGCUGGGGAACAAUGUGGGCGCGGCGAGGAAGGAGAAGCCGACCAAGUAUCGGCAGUACAUGAACCGCAUCGGCGGUUUCAACAGGCCGCUGAGUCCUACUAGAUAG
This is a messenger RNA of Thermothelomyces thermophilus ATCC 42464, 704 nucleotides long. RefSeq lists its product as uncharacterized. NCBI's taxonomy places the organism in Eukaryota, Fungi, Ascomycota, Sordariomycetes, Sordariales, Chaetomiaceae. The transcript is spliced from 2 exons. The record is from RefSeq and is a predicted model, not a curated record. Gene Ontology annotation, biological process: RNA splicing. Bases 12 to 704 code for a protein of 230 amino acids. Gene Ontology annotation, cellular component: precatalytic spliceosome.